Messenger RNA from Symsagittifera roscoffensis, 783 nucleotides. RefSeq lists its product as uncharacterized. The coding region runs from base 1 to 783 and encodes 260 amino acids. Lineage: Eukaryota; Metazoa; Xenacoelomorpha; Acoela; Convolutidae. The transcript is spliced from 7 exons. The record is from RefSeq and is a predicted model, not a curated record.
AUGGCUUGCUUGGAAACUGACAGAUUGAAAGAUGAAAAAUCAAUUAGUCUGAUUAAAGUAAAUCAGAAAGCAGAACAUAGGAAAAGCAGCCUUAUGGGUAGCCUUUACGCUUGUAGACAGACAGUGCUUGGUCGGAAGAAGUUUUCAUUCGUAGCUGACCAGACAAAUCUCAACCACACCGCCAUCUCAGUCAUCAUCAGAACACUAUCCAGCUUACAGAGAGAGCGAAAGUGCGUGGACGUGUUGUAUGUGGCCCGACCGAAAGAGAAGAAGGAGUUCAAGACCCUGCAGAAGCUGCUGGGACUGGGCAAGGGCAAGGGCAACAAGUCCCCCCAAAAUGACACCACGAAACUCAACUUCACGGCCGUUAUGCUAAAUGAACCUCGCGAAGUGCAGAGAUUCAUCGAUCCUGCCAACUUGCCACGACAACAGGGAGGAUAUCAUCCAUAUCAACACGAAGACUUUGUUCAGUUCUUCCAGCGUCUGGACAACUUGAGGCGAGUAUGCGCGCAGACGUUGCAGAACUUCGACUCAGUAAGAAGGGAAAGUGUGAAGCUACACAAACUCAGCAGAAGAUCGGUCACCGGACUCAAGAGGUCAACCAAGGUCAUCGAAGCUCACAGUCAAAAACUGAGAGAUGAACUGGACCUGGAAAAAUUGUCGAAGGAGUGUGAAAGCUUCCUAGCUGACCUGAUGAACCCAGAGAGGGAUUUUGUCUACGCACAGACCCCAAGAAUCCUCUUAUCCGCACCCGCCAUACAAGAAGUGGAGGGUGGAGAUUGA